Trichomonas vaginalis G3 is the source of this 1401-nucleotide messenger RNA. RefSeq lists its product as uncharacterized. The coding region runs from base 1 to 1401 and encodes 466 amino acids. The transcript has a single exon. NCBI's taxonomy places the organism in Eukaryota, Parabasalia, Trichomonadida, Trichomonadidae. The record is from RefSeq and is a predicted model, not a curated record.
AUGCUCUCUUUCUUCGUCAGACAAGCCCUCUCAUCAUGGGAAGAGUUUUAUGGCAAAGAUCCUAUUUCUCAUGACAUGCACGAUCUUCAUACACAUCAAGGAAUCACAGGAAGUGAUAUCAAUGGUCUUUAUGUUCAUGAUUGCACAUUCAUUGACAUUCAUUCGGAUAAUGAAAAGGGUGCAGCUUUGAUGAUUGAAGCUCAUAAGAAAUCUUUGUUCGAAAGACUUCUUUUCUCCAAAUGUUCAGCUUUCGAAGGUGGUGCAAUUUGCGCUUACCAGGGCCACAUUAUUUUCAAUGGCCUUUGCGCUGAUCAAUGCACAGGAACAAAUGGUGCAUUUUUAUAUGUUAAUGCACCACUUCAGAUUCAUUAUACAUCUGCAGCCAAAUGCUAUGCAAAAGGCGAUGGAAACCAAGACAGUUCCACAAUGUUCAUUAAAAAGCCAGAAGAAAGCAUAGUUACACUUGAUACAGUAAACCUGACUAAAAACACCGGUGAAGGUCGCGCAGGUUUAUUCCAAGCAUCCGGAUACUGCACAUACUCAACAUUUGUUGACAAUACAUGCAAGUACAAUCAUUGUUUCCAGACAUCAGAAGUUUUUACAUACUUUGACCAUGUAAACUUCGUCAGAAACGCAGUCACAGAGAACAAUGAUAAAGCUGCAUUAUAUGUCGGUACUCCAUCCGUAUCUACUAACUCUGUUGGCAUCAAAUCAUGCAUCUUUGAGUUUAAUAUGGCAGAUUCCACCCGCUGGAUCAAGACCGGAAAGAAGAUUGUUCUUACAGAUUGCUAUCUUCCAAACGGAAACCAGAAUAGCCAAAACAUCGAAAUUGAUGAGCCACGUGCCGACAGCUAUACUCAUGCCAUAACAUACUAUUAUGUUGAUGGUUAUUGCAUAACUGGAAAGACAGCUCCUCCACAGACACCUGUACAAACACUACAACCAACAACUCCUGUACAAACACUUCAACCAACAGAAUCACAACAAAAAACAACUGAAGUCUCAACAGAUGUCACAGUUGAAUCAUCAACCACCAAGAAAUCAGCAAAUGAUGGAGGACUGUCAACACCAACACCAACUACAAAGGCCUCAGAAUCAGGAGUUAAUUUGAAGGAUGGUGAAACCUCCAAUAUCCUUAAUAAGGUACCAAUAUGGGCACUAGUCUUGAUUGUAUUAGGAGUAGUGGCCAUUAUAUCAGCUAUUGUAGCUUAUUCCGUAAUUCGAAAGAGGAAAGGAAAUACGGAUAUUUCUAGUGACGAUUUCGUCUCUGAAGGAGCGGACGGAAUUCGCUCAAAGGAUCAGUCUGUUACGAUUGAUUAUGAUCUUAGAGAUGCUGAAGAAGAUCCAUUCAAGCACGAUUUUGAAAAUGAAGAUUCUAUAGAAGAAGUCCUUGCUAAGUAA